Molecule: messenger RNA, 1983 nt
Organism: Sphaeramia orbicularis (orbiculate cardinalfish)
Lineage: Eukaryota; Metazoa; Chordata; Actinopteri; Kurtiformes; Apogonidae
Product: deleted in malignant brain tumors 1 protein-like
Exons: 8
Coding region: 1-1983 (660 amino acids)
Biological process (GO): zymogen activation
Cellular component (GO): plasma membrane
Molecular function (GO): serine-type endopeptidase activity
Source: RefSeq, a predicted model, not a curated record
AUGAAAGUGAUUUUUAUUAUUUUUUUAAACUUCACAGAGGGUUUGACAGUCCGAUUAGUCAAUGGUAACAAUCACUGUGCUGGCAGAGUAGAGGUUUUCAGUGGUGGAGUGUGGGGAACAGUAUGUGACACAGAUUGGACCAGGACUAAAGCGAAGGUGGUGUGUGAGCUGUUGGAGUGUGGAAGGUCUGCGAAGGUUCCUGAGGGUGCUGAGUUUCUUCAAGGCACUGGACCAGUGAUGGAAGCAACUGAUUCAUGUUUUACCAAUGUGACAUCUCUUGAACAGUGCUCAGUCAGAGGUUUCAGAAAUUCAACAUGUGGACAUGAAAAGGACGCUGGUGUUGUUUGUGCAGGUGAUCCAACCUUACGACUGGUCAAUGGUACUGACCGAUGUUCAGGCAGAGUGGAGGUUCUGUAUAAUGGUCUGUGGGGAACAGUGUGUGAUGAUGGCUGGGACAUCAAAGAUGUGGAUGUGGUCUGCAGAGCCAAGAACUGUGGAAGUGCCCAGAAAGCCAAGUCCAGUGCCUUCUUCGGUGAAGGUCAGGGACCCAUUUGGCUGAGUGAUGUCAACUGUUUUGGUAAUGAGUCCUCCCUUUCACACUGUAGACGCAUCUUUUUUGAACGAACUGGCUGUGGCCAUAGUGAGGAUGCUGGUGUGGUGUGUUCAGCUUCCAUCAAACUGGUCAAUGGGACAGACCGGUGUUCCGGCAGGGUGGAGGUCUACCAUGAUGACCAGUGGUUACCAGCCCUUAACUUUAACUGGGGAAUAAAUGAGGCAACAGUGGUUUGCAAAGAGAUGAAUUGUGGAGAUGCUGCACAGUUUUCAGGAUCAUCUUCUCAGGUUGAAGAACUGAGAGGAUAUAAAGUCAGUUGCACCGGUACAGAGAGCUCCCUGACACAGUGCACACUGACAGAAUAUGUCAGAACCAGCAGUGAUCAUAUGAACGAUGCAUCUGUGGUUUGUUCAGGUACUCUUAAAUUGAGUGGUGGGCCCAACCGCUGUGUUGGAAGAGUGGAGUUGUUUGAGAAUGGACGGUGGGGGACAACAUGUGGCGAUUCCUUGAACAUGAAUAAUGCAGCAGUGGUGUGUCGACAUCUGAACUGUGGGAUGAUUCAUAAAAUCACCACUACCCCUCUCUUUGGUACUGGGACAGGACAGGUCUGGACUGAGGAUUAUGUAUGUAAUGGACAGGAGUUAACAAUGUCACAGUGUGCAGUAAGACCAUCUAGAGCCAGGACUUGUAACAUGAUCUCAGUUGCUGGUGUCAUCUGCACAGAUGGUUUGACAGUCCGAUUGGUCAAUGGGAAUGAUCAGUGCUCAGGCAGAGUUGAGGUUCGUAAUGGUGAAGUGUGGGGAACAGUGUGUGACACAGACUGGACCAUGAAUAAUGCUCAAGUGGUGUGUGACCUGUUGGACUGUGGACAUGCUGUCAGUGUUCCUGGUGGUGCCCACUUUCAUCAAGGCACUGGACCAGUGAUGGAAGUAACUGAUUCAUGUUUUACUAAUACCACAUCCCUUGACAAAUGCUCAGCUAACGGUUUCAGAACUUCAACAUGUGGACAUGAGAGGGAUGCUGGUGUUAUUUGUGCAGCACAGAUUCGGUUGGUCAAUGGUGACAGUGAAUGCUCUGGUAGAGUGGAGAUCUUUCAUGAAGGUCAAUGGGGAACUGUGUGUGAUGAUGACUGGGGUCUUCCUGAUGCCAUGGUGGUAUGCAGACAGCUGGGAUGUGGUCAUGCAAUUAAUGCACAUUCUGGUUCCCACUUUGGGAGUGGCAGUGGUCCAAUAUGGCUGGAUGAUGUGAUGUGUGGAGGCGAAGAACUAUUUCUUACACAUUGUCGCCACAAUGGUUUUGGAAAAAAUAACUGUGGGCACCAUGAGGAUGCAGGUGUUACCUGUGUUGCUUCCAUCAGACUGGUCAAUGGGACAGACCGGUGUUCAGGCAGGGUGGAGGUCUACCAUGAUGACCAUUGGUUGGAGACAUGA